CCAACCACACACAGUCGGUUCAAGUAUUUCGUCGUUGUCUCAGGUAAUUCCAGACAAUCAACAAUCUCAGCGUCUGUUCACCUCACGAGGAGUUAAAACAAAAAUUUUUUUUUGGAUUUUAUUUUCUAUCGCAACAGAAGAACACAAAAAUUUUUAAACACACAAAAUGAAGAAGUUUAUGAUUGUAUUUGUUGCACUCUUUGGAGCCGCUGUUGCCCAGGAUUCAUUUAAAUGUCCCGAUGAUUUUGGAUUUUAUCCUCAUGACAUUUCCUGCGAUAAAUAUUGGAAGUGCGACAAUAAUGUGGCUGAAUUGAAGACCUGCGGUAACGGUUUGGCUUUCGAUGCCUCCGAUCCAAAAUAUUUGACUGAGAACUGUGAUUACUUGCACAAUGUUGACUGCGGAGAUCGUACACAAUUGGAACCACCAAUUUCAACUCCUCAUUGUUCCCGCUUGUAUGGUAUCUUCCCCGAUGAGAACAAAUGCGAUGUCUUCUGGAACUGCUGGAACGGUGAACCCUCUAGAUAUCAAUGUUCUCCCGGUUUGGCUUAUGAUCGUGAUGCUCGUGUUUGUAUGUGGGCCGAUCAAGUUCCAGAAUGCAAAAAUGAAGAAGUUGCCAAUGGUUUCGCCUGUCCCGCUGCCGGUGAAUUGGCCAAUGCUGGUUCCUUCUCCAGACAUGCUCACCCCGAAGAUUGCCGUAAAUACUACAUUUGCUUGGAGGGUGUGGCCCGUGAAUAUGGUUGCCCCAUUGGUACAGUAUUCAAGAUUGGUGACAGUGAUGGCAGUGGCAACUGCGAAGAUCCCGAAGAUGUUCCCGGAUGCGAAGAUUACUAUGGUGAUGUUGAUUUGAAAGCUUUGAAAAAGUUGGGCUAUUAAAUUCUUUGCAGCGCAAGGAUAACAAACAACAACAACAACAACAGCACACAAACAAUGGUAUGCAAAAUCUGGACAACAUCAAAACAACAAAUUCCUCUUUGAGGAUAUAAGAAUUUAGCUAUGGCAGUAGAUAGAUAUGUCAACGAGUGAAUGAAUUAAUGUGAGAGAGUAUGUGUGUGUGUGUGAGCAAGAGUUCGAAAAGGACUCUUGACCAUUGGUUAGAGUCCCCUUUUUCAAUGAAUGACUAAAUGUUGAGUAAAGGAAUUUUUUUAAACCAAUUGCUGGAAAACUAGCGCACAAGAGAAUAUAUAAGAAACGAAUGAAAGAAAAAAAAUUGAUGCUAUGCAAACAAUUUUCACAAAAUUUAUAAAAAAUUUGAAGUACAAAAAUAAACACAUGUAACCAAAAUUACAACAUAACAUGAAACAGUAAAAAUAAAAAAUUUAAAAAAAUAUAAAUAAAAAUAUAACUUCACACCAGUGGUGGGUAAAACAUCAAAAAAUAAAAUUUCAUAAAAUACAUAUGAAAAUAAAAUAUCAUAAACAAAUAGAUUUUAAUUUUCAAUAUUUAAAAUUGUAAUUUAGAAGUAAAAAAAAAUUUAAAAAAAAUAUUUCUGAUUUCACACAUGCCGCUCUCAACACCGUUAUGCUAUACCAAGUUUAUAUCUGUACAGUAAAUAACACACACACACAUGCAAGUAAUGGCAUACAUGUUAUACGAGUCCUUAUAAAUUAGAUUUACACACACACACAUCUAACCACACCCACAUGUUAACUAAAAUAUAAGUUAUAUUUUACAUAUAUAUAUGUAUUGUAGUUUAGAAUAUACUCUUAUCUAUUCACUAGU
Messenger RNA from Stomoxys calcitrans (stable fly), 1720 nucleotides. RefSeq names its product protein obstructor-E (gene Gasp). Lineage: Eukaryota; Metazoa; Arthropoda; Insecta; Diptera; Muscidae. The transcript is spliced from 5 exons. The record is from RefSeq and is a predicted model, not a curated record. The coding region runs from base 167 to 874 and encodes 235 amino acids. Gene Ontology annotation, cellular component: extracellular region. Gene Ontology annotation, molecular function: chitin binding.